AACGAGAAGAAGAAGAUGCACAAUAAUUUUCUUUGUUAUGGACGAAGCGAUUUCUACCAGAAAAAUAAUAACUUGCACAGAAAAUUAAAUUUGGUCGCGAUUUUCGAAAAAAUAAGGUACUACAACAAAUUUUCUACAAUAGUGACUGACAAGUAUUUGCAUACCUAAAUAGUGUUAAAGAAAUUAGGAUGGUUUUGAAGCAAAUCUGAACAAAACGGGCGGUGUACAACAAAGUGAGUGGAAGUAGGGAGUAAUGGUUUGCUAUUUGCAAAUCGAUUAGUAUUUGUGGAAAACUGAAUUAAAAAUGUGCAUUUAAAUUAUAACCACUAGCAAUGUUUAGAAAUCAAAUCAAAUCGGUUAAAGAUGUUUUUCUCUGGCAAUAACGUGGAGAUUCACAUACAUAAUUGUAGGACGCAAACUAAUUGUAUGUGGGAAAGCAGCUGUCGAAGACAUUGAUUGUGGGGCUGAUUAAAAGGUUCAAUAAUGCGAUUAAAAAUAUUCCGCCAUGCUAAAGCCUUCCAUGACAUCUUUAAUAUAUCAGCACGUUUGCUAACAUCGAAAUUACGACCUAUAAGUGAACGCAAAAGGGUUUACAUGAAAAUGUUGGCAACCAAGUGAAUUAAAGCCUAUCGACAGUGUAGCGAUGGAAUCAUUAUAUGAAUAUACCAGUGAUGGCGAGAUUUGCACUAGUUAAAAGCGGCACCGCAGAGCGACUUUAUCAAACAGCUACAUCCAUACUUGUACUCCCGCCAAAGUGGUACAUCAGCAAAUAAGUUUGUGAUAUUUUCGUCUAUUACACAUAAGUACGAUUCAAAUCGAGUAAAGUAAUAUAAAAAACAAAAUCGACAAAUACAACCAAAAAAAAGAUACAACUAUAACAAAUUAAUUAACGACGCCGUAUUUCAACGUUAAUAUACUAUAUUGAAGUUAAUCAAGUACUUUAUAAAUAUAAACAACAUCGAUCAGUAGCCACCGUUCAACUUUACCUAUAAGUACACGCCUCUUACGUUCAUUUACACCUAUAACCUCGCCACCACCGUCAACACGUCUACCAUUCAACUUGUAAUGUUGUCCGACGCUGAUGACACCGAUGAGUUGGACACCAUUGCCGAUGUUAUGGGUUUACGCUCACUAAAUGGCCUCAAUACAUUUCGUGAAAUGUGGUAUCACAUAUUUCUUUGGGCGCUCUUCUCCUCCAUUUUCAUACACACAUGCGCGGCUUUGGUUGCUUUUGUGACCCUACGCAAACAUAAAUUCGGACGCUUCUUUUCUAUACUAAUUCUAGUAAUGGGAUUUUUAUCGCCUGCCAUGAGUGGCAUAGUAAGUAGCGCAGUGAUAGCAUUCGUGCAUCGAGCCUCCAGUCUGCCAAUGUCGCCAAUAUAUGCAAUGGUGUGGGGUGUAGGCCAAACGAUAGUGUCAGCGUGCUUAGGUUUUACACGAAUUUUGGCUACACUAUAGAAAUGUGGCGGACGCUUAAAACGGGGGGAUGUAUGGCAAAGUGAGUGAAUAACUGACAGACGGACAGUUCCAAAUACACAUACAGACACACACGUAAAGUCUUAGUGAUAAUCGCAUAGAGUUUAAGUAAAAAAUAAUAAUUAUUACGAUUGUAAAAAAUAUUAAAAUAAUAAUGUAUAUUUAUAGUUACAAGAUUACCAGUCCAUAAAUGUUCAUAUAAUGAUAAUUUAUAUUCUACAUGUGUUUAUGUAAUAAGUUUUCUAACAAAAAUAUGUUUUAGUUAUUCAUUAUUCUCUUCAUAUCCAAAUAUACAUAACAUCUGCUUUAGUUUAA
Messenger RNA from Bactrocera dorsalis (oriental fruit fly), 1791 nucleotides. Its product is annotated as transmembrane protein 170B. The record is from RefSeq and is a predicted model, not a curated record. The transcript is spliced from 2 exons. Bases 1066 to 1458 code for a protein of 130 amino acids. NCBI's taxonomy places the organism in Eukaryota, Metazoa, Arthropoda, Insecta, Diptera, Tephritidae.